UCCUCGCGGUUAGUCAGUCGAUCGACGAACACCGCGUUGUGCGCACCACUGCUGCCGAAGCGAGCAGGUAGUUGUUUGCGGGCGGGUUAUAUACGUAGAAAGCUCGAGAAAGCACGCGUCGCACGCUCUCAGCUGUUAGCGACGCACGAGCUACGAGCACGUGUACUCGUACCAUUCAUUUAAGCUUCGAUUAUGUAGUUUAAUAGCCAGAUUUUUCAACUUUUCAAGAAGAAAUUUUGUGUUUAAGUGUCGCAAAAACUUUGAAAACAUCCAACAAAUAUUUUGUAAUCAACUUCAACGUAUCAACAUGGUGCUCGUGUUGAACGGCGUGCUGCAGAAGGAGUGUCCGCCGGACACGCGCUCGCUGUACCACGCGCAUCCGGUUUAUCGGGACACCGCCGCUCAGCUGCUUGCCAUCCCCAAUAAAGUCAUCGGUCCGGUGGGACUCCUGUACGUUCAACAGCGUGAACUAGCCGCCACUGUACCAAUGGACAAGAGUGUCAGUAUACUUGGAUCCGACGAUACCACCACAUGCAUAAUCGUCGUUGUGAGGCAUUCCGGUUCCGGAGCAGUAGCGUUAGCGCACUUGGAUGGAAAUGGUACUGAUGAGGCAGUGUCCACGAUGGUGCAGCGCGUCCAGGAGCUGGCCCUCGGCUAUCCCGAGGGACGCAUCGAGCUGCAGCUUGUCGGCGGCUACAGUGACCCGCAUCACUACUCCGAAGAGCUCUUCUACAACAUCAUGACAUCCUUCCACAAGCAGCCGGUGGAGAUCGACCUGACGCUGGCGUGCAUCGGCGAGUUGAAUACGACGAUACGCGGCGGUAUACUCUGGCCGAUGAUCUACGGCGUCGGCGUGAACGUCAAGACGGGCGAAAUAUUUCCGGCCACGUUUCCCGACAAGGGCCCUGAUCUUCCACUCCGCUGCGCCAAGUUUCUCACUGGCGUCACACAAGUGUUGGACAUUUAUGACAGCAAUUUGGGCCUCUUGCGAAUCGGGCCCUUCAACUACGAGCCGCUGCGUGGCGUAGACCUGUGGCUGGAGCAGUCUGACGACUUUAUUCUGCAGCACCUCUCGACUUCGCCCGAAGUUGAACCGCCACACUUUGUUAUGCAGAUUCGCGCCACAUUAAAGUACAUCCAAGAUAAUCAGUUUCCAGCUGUGACUGUCUUCAGGGAUAAUCGUCCGCAUUAUUACAGGCGGGACGAGCAUUCGGGAACGUGGCAACCUGUUCGGUACUGAGAUAUCGUAGCAAGAAAGAAACCACACACAGAAACACACAGUGAAACCUUGAAUUGUUUCAGCUUACUUUAAAAAUAUAUACGUACGAUACGAACAGAUUUAUUGAUAUUGUUAGUAGAAAUCUUUAAAUGUACAUAGAACGUUUAUAUAUUUUGUGUUGGACCACGAGAGCGUAAGUGAGAAGGCCGGAUAAUUGUUACAUGAAAUUUGUGAUUUUACACUUCUCAACAUUAUACAUAACAUUAGUUAGGUACAUUUUUAUAUUGCGUGUGUCUCCUUCAUAUUAAACUGGUGAUUGUAUCAUCAUUUGCAUCACAAUAUCACAAAUCUAUGUGCGAGAUACCGACAGAGCGUUUACUUUCGAAUUUUGAAUGCGAAUACACCUUGUUUUUGAAUGUUUAUAAGUGCAUAGUUACAAGUUACAAUUUACAAUGUAAGUCAUAUUUUAUUGUUGUUUAGAGCAUUUUGUUAAUUUGGGUUGUUGAUUAUAAUUGAACGAUGAAUAAAUAUUUCAUUGCUUA
Molecule: messenger RNA, 1761 nt
Organism: Dalotia coriaria
Lineage: Eukaryota; Metazoa; Arthropoda; Insecta; Coleoptera; Staphylinidae
Gene: Ntan1
Product: N-terminal amidohydrolase 1
Exons: 7
Coding region: 308-1240 (310 amino acids)
Biological process (GO): ubiquitin-dependent protein catabolic process
Cellular component (GO): nucleus
Molecular function (GO): protein-N-terminal asparagine amidohydrolase activity
Source: RefSeq, a predicted model, not a curated record